CAUCGCCGGUCCAAUCAUCAUCUGUGCGGUUGAAAAAUAUUUUCUUGUUUUCGUGUCGUCGGCUGUCUGAGGCUUGAUUUUGUCCAAAAUUCAGCAUGUAAAGAGGAACAUAGAGUCAAUUUUUAUUUGAAACGUAAGAAGAAUAAUUUAUAAAUAAUGGCUGCUGCUUGCAUAAGCUUUCGGUGGCUCGAGUUGUUGGAAAAGGAGUUUGACAAGGCGUUUGUGGACCUGGAUGUCACUCUCGCUGUGAUGGAAACAGAGGACUCUGACUGCCUUUACAGUGCUAGGCAAAGGAUGUCAACACUGAGCUCGUGCUUUGCCCAACUCACCCACAAAGCCCAAACGAUUUUCCAAAACAGUGCAAAAGUUGAGGCCGAGCUGGUGCAUCUUCGAACAGAAUUGGCCCAGGCGAAGGUAAAAAAUUCCACUCUGGAAAGUGAGCUGCACCGGACGCUACUGCAGCUUCACGCAAAACAACUCCACAGACACAGUGACACCUCCGAGCUUAGUCCGGAAGACGUGGCUGCGACGGAAGAGGCGCUUCGGAGAGUCCAAGCGGAACUUGAGCUUGAAGAACAAUGCAACGCCAAGGGCCACCCUGCAGCUGCGUUGGCCAAUGAAACAAAUAAGCUGCUGAUGGAUGAAAAUUCUGCUCUCAGAAAUUCUCUUCUAGCUCUUCACUCGGAAGUUUACGGUGCCAGACUUGCAGCCAAAUACCUGGACAAAGAGCUGGCUGGAAGAAUUCAGCAACUCCAGCUCUUGGGUCGUGAUAUGAAGGGUGAGAUUAGGGACAAACUGUGGCGGCAGCUGGAGGCCGAGAUUCUUUUACACAGACACAAAACGGUCAUUAGAGCCUGCAGGAGAGGAAGAAACGGGCCAAAUGCUGCACCACCCUCAAAAGACAUGUCUGCUGCUUGGCAUAGCCAUCAAGGCGUAGGCGAACCGAGGAGAGUAGCAAUUACCAGAGAUGCUGACGAGGGGUUGGGAAUUUCUAUCACAGGUGGUCGAGAGCACGGUGUUCCCAUUUUAAUUUCCGAGCUAGAGCCAGAAGGGCCAGCAGCCCGAACAGCAGCUCUUUACGUCGGAGAUGCCAUUCUUAGUGUCAACAGUAUUAGCUUAAGAGAUGUUGGUCAUUAUGAGGCUGUUGAAAUAUUGUCGGCGCAAGCUGGGACUGUAAGCCUUGAGGUGCAAUACAUAACAUCAGAGGAUAGUGAUGAUGAUAAUUCACUUACAGAUUUUGUGGAUGGAUUUAAGUUUAGAUUUUUUGAUCAAGAAGUAAUGAUGUCUGGAGAGAAAGUCAAUUUCCAUUCCGCAAGUAACGGUAGCAUUCCUAAAAUGCUUGACGCUUUUGAAGCCAAGGCAAUGAUUAACACACCAACAGCACCUCGAACACCAGAAAAUUUUCAAGGAAGAGAAAGUGUCGUUGACAACCACGAUUACUCGGAAGGUUUUGAGAGUCCUGCUCAGGAUUCAGCUAGUCAAGAGAGGCCCCUAAGCCCUGCUCCCCCUUCAACUCUACCAUCACCCCUCCCAAAUCUUUCAUCUCCUCCACCCUCUAGUGGCAGAUCAAUAUCCAGACUGUCUUCAACGUCAUCUCAGUCCAUGCUAGUGCUUGGCUCCCCAGGUCGGGCAGUGCCAGUAAAACCCCCUGAGCCACCUACCCCCACACACAAAAAGAAAACAAAGCUUGAUAGUGUGGUAACUUCAAAUCCAGAUUAUGAAUAUGGCACGCCAGUGUGAUAAGUGGACUUGCCUUCAGUCGUGUAAAUCUUUAUUCUUAAAAACCAUUCGUUGCAUUUCUAUCUACGUCUGCUUGUGAUUAUGUUUCCUUUCGUAAAGCAAAUUUUAUUUUUUAUUGUGCAUCACAUUUAUUAAAUAAAAUAGACAUAAUGCAAAAAACCAUCACAA
Molecule: messenger RNA, 1908 nt
Organism: Neocloeon triangulifer
Lineage: Eukaryota; Metazoa; Arthropoda; Insecta; Ephemeroptera; Baetidae
Product: Golgi-associated PDZ and coiled-coil motif-containing protein-like
Exons: 8
Coding region: 157-1740 (527 amino acids)
Biological process (GO): negative regulation of protein localization to cell surface
Cellular component (GO): membrane; trans-Golgi network transport vesicle; Golgi apparatus
Molecular function (GO): transmembrane transporter binding
Source: RefSeq, a predicted model, not a curated record